Messenger RNA from Drosophila willistoni, 1403 nucleotides. It is a transcript of the gene Ing5, whose product is annotated as inhibitor of growth protein 5. Lineage: Eukaryota; Metazoa; Arthropoda; Insecta; Diptera; Drosophilidae. The record is from RefSeq and is a predicted model, not a curated record. Gene Ontology annotation, biological process: regulation of DNA-templated transcription. The transcript has 5 exons. Bases 133 to 1014 code for a protein of 293 amino acids. Gene Ontology annotation, cellular component: nucleus.
CCACACUGGCAUCUCCGGUCGGCACGCGAUGGAAAACAGCUGUUGAUAUAUACCACAUAGUAAAUGUGGCGUCUGCAUAAACAAAAAAAAAAAAAGAGAAAUUAUUGAAAUAUAUUUGAAUUUCUUGUGAAAAUGUCAUCAGCCAUUUAUUUGGAAAACUAUCUAGAUGGCUUGGAAUCCCUGCCAACUGAGCUGGAACGUAAUUUCAAGCUAAUGCGUAAAUUGGAUGAUCGCGCCCAAACAGCUAUGAAAUCAAUUGAUAGCCAUGCCAAGGAUUUUAUGCGAAAACUAACUGAAAGCGGGGCCAUGAGCGAAGAGGAGCGGAAGGAGCGUUUGGAGGAUAUUAAGGCUUUGUUUGGCAAGGCCAAGGAAUACAGCGAUGACAAAGUGCAACUUGCCAUACAAACAUAUGAGCUGGUUGAUAAACAAAUUCGUCGUUUGGAUAAUGAUCUGGCACGAUUCGAGGGAGAAAUUCAGGAGAAGGCCUCAUCCACAAGAGCCAAAUCUGAGGAAGCGGUGGCCAAAAAGGGUCGCAAAAAGACCAAAGAUGGCAAGACAACUGGGAAAAAGAAAAAAUCUGCUGCUUCCUCCGACGAAGAAACUUCAGGUCGUGCUUCAGGCAAUCAGAACACUUCCAAUACAAAUCUCAAUGUCAGUAGCAAUGCUAGCGGAGGUAAUGGUGGACAAGGUAGCAAAAAGAAAAAGUCCAAGGUAAAUCAAGAAAAAGAAACACGCAAGGGGGGCGCUCAAAAGAAAGCAGUCGAUGUGGAUGACUCUGAAAAAGAAUCAUGUCAUACAAAUGCAACACAUCCCAGCGAUGUCAUGGAUAUGCCUGUGGAUCCCAAUGAGCCGACAUAUUGUCUGUGUCAUCAGGUUUCAUAUGGCGAGAUGAUUGGUUGCGAUAAUCCCGAUUGUCCCAUUGAAUGGUUCCAUUUUGCCUGCGUUGGUCUAACGAUAAAACCCAAGGGCAAAUGGUUUUGUCCCAAAUGCACACAAGAUCGUAAAAAGAAAUAAAAACAGAUGUUUUUACUCUGUACUCAUAGGAUAAAAGGGUUAUAUCGAAGAAAGAAACAACUAAAAUUCUCCUGGACUCGCGGUAUUAGACAUCAAGGAAGUACUCAAAUUAUCACCACCUUGAGAUAGAGAAUAUAGAGUUUUUAUUCCUUUUUAAUAUCAUUAAAACUUUAGUCAAAGUAUGUACUUUCGUUAAUGAAGGUCCAAGAUAAGUAAAGGACUUAUGGGCAACAAUUGUUAUGCUCCAUAAUUCUUUUUUUUUUUUUGCUACAAUCGACCAAUAUAUUAUAUUUGAUCACCCUUAUAAGUUUUACCCUAUGAAGUACAGGGUAUCUGCAUGUCGGCAAAACCGACUUAUCAUAAUAUUUUAUUUAAGAUCAUCUAAAAUA